This is a messenger RNA of Sebastes umbrosus (honeycomb rockfish), 2513 nucleotides long. RefSeq names its product pyrroline-5-carboxylate reductase 3 (gene pycr3). Lineage: Eukaryota; Metazoa; Chordata; Actinopteri; Perciformes; Sebastidae. The record is from RefSeq and is a predicted model, not a curated record. Gene Ontology annotation, molecular function: pyrroline-5-carboxylate reductase activity. Gene Ontology annotation, biological process: L-proline biosynthetic process. The coding region runs from base 403 to 1701 and encodes 432 amino acids. The transcript has 7 exons.
UCCUCCCUCAAGCGUUAGCCGGUGAUACUCACAGCGUCGCCUGACACAUGGUGUUUAUGUCACUCCGUGUUACUUUAUGGUUGUCCAGUCAACAAGUAACACGUGUUUUGUAUUUCUAAUCUAAUCUAAUGCUGGAUUAUUGUGUCGCUAGUUUAGAUGCAGCUGCAGGGCUGGGUUUAUGCUAUCCUGGUUAUUAAAGUUACAGGAUUUUAACAUUAUAUCAGCACGCAUUUCACGUUAAAAGCUAGCACCACUCCGCCCGGCCACCUCAGACAUGCUAGCAGCUAACUAGCCACCCAGCCGUGACAUUGUAUUAACAUUUACUAGCAUUCGAGCUAGCUAGGCUAACGUUGCUAGGCUACGUUGCUAGGCUAACGUUGCUAGGCUAACGUUGCCAUAACAAUGGAGGACUCCGGCAUCAAGAAGCAGAACUGGGACGUGAAGGAGACAGAGUUGUUCCUGGACAUCCUCAAGGAGCUGGACAUGAAGAAGUGCCUGGACGGGAGGAAAGUGAGGAAUAACAAACUGUUUAAAGUGGCCCACAGGAGGAUGACAGCGGCUGGGUAUCACAGGUCUGUGGACCAGCUAAAGUUCCGCUGGAAACUUCUCAAAAGUGCGUAUUACAAGUGCAAGAGAGAGCCCGAUGCUCCGGCUCCGACCAAGAUACAGGGCUGGUGGCGCUAUGAGAAGACGAUGGUAGCCAUCAUGGAGUCCAGACACCCGCUGGUCGGAGCUGGGGUCAACUCUGACAGACAUGAUGAAGUGACAGAGGACUCGGACGGAGAAGCAUCGAUGCUGCCCUGGCCUCAGCAGCCCUGCCCGGACAGUUCAGCCCAGACCCUGGGGUUAAUUAUCAAAAUGGACCCUGAGAUGGACUCGCAGCUGAAGAUUGGUUUUAUCGGUGCAGGGAACAUGGCCUUCGGCAUCGCAAAGGGCAUCUUGUCUGGAAGUGUUCUUCCCGUAAACGUCAAAGUGAGCGCACCAUCCUCCAGGAACCUGGGGCGCUUUCAGGAGCUCGGGAUUGCCGUCACCCACUCUAACAUUGAGGUGGUCUCUGGGUCAGAUGUGGUUUUUGUAGCAGUCAAACCUCACCUGGUUCCGCUAGUUCUCAAUGAGAUCUCAAUACACGUCACUGACCGACACAUUAUCGUGUCUGUUGCAGCAGGAGUAACGCUGGCAACACUGGAAGAGCUCCUCCCAGAGAAUUCAGUCGCCAUCAGGCUGAUGCCAAAUCUCCCAUGUUUGGUUCAGGAAGGGGCUCUCCUGUUUGCACGGGGAUCCCAUGCGAAACAGGAGGAUGGAGCUCUGCUUCGCUCCUUGUUGCACCUCUGUGGUUUGGUGGAGGAGGGACCUGAGGCCUGGAUCGACAUCCACACUGGACUGAGCGGGAGUGGAGUCGCUUUUGUGUAUCUGUUUGCUGAAGCGCUGGCAGAUGGAGCUGUUAAAAUGGGAAUGCCAAGUGCUCUGGCACACAGCAUCGCAUCUCAAACUGUUCUGGGUGCUGGUAGAUUGUUACGCGAGUCCGGGAAGCAUCCAGCUCAGCUCCGCUCUGAGGUCUGCACCCCAGGUGGAACAACCAUCUACGGGCUUCACACCCUGGAGCAGGGCGGUGUGAGGGCGUCCACCAUGAGCGCCGUGGAAUCUGCCACCGAGAGAGCCAGGGAGCUCGGCCGAAAGUCAGCAGCGGGAUCCAGGAAAUGACAGCUGCUUUUUUGCCUUUAAUAACUACUCAACGGACUUAACUCAAGCCUUACAACAAACUGACUUUUUGGCUCAACUUCACCAUGGAACACAAAGACAAAGCAGGACUUGUCACUUUUUUUUAUUUAAUUUUCUCCCUGUUAUUCUCCCUUAAACAAGUGCUGUUCAUACUAGUUCUUUUUCAUGCCUUUGACCCGAGGGAUUUGUUGCGAGCAAAAAGGAAAUGUUGGCUAAAUCUUAACACCGACAAGUAAAUUAUUUGAUCAUGACCUUGUGAUUUCUGAGAGAAUGGCUACUUUUACAUGCACACCAAUAAUCCAGUCUCUAAUGCAAGUAAGGUGUAACCUAAAUUUGAUUACUCCCAUAGUUGUGGAUAUCGUAAUCACAAUUAGAUGCACAGUAUCUUUAUUUUAGUCACAUUUAUUGAGGGCCAUGUCAUAGAGUAAUGUAGACAGACAAUAUUCUAGCAUUAUCAGUCCAGGAAGCAACUUGUAUAGUAUUGCCUUACUAGCCAUGAUUGGGUUAUUAUGUGCAUGUAACAUGGUGGAGUACAGAAUGGAAGUAAAAUGUGUGGAUGUAUUUAAUUAUAUUAAAAAAUACUAUUUAAUAAUAUUUGGCCAAAUGAAGCAUAAAAGAUACAUUUUGGAUAAUUAAAGAAUGACUGGUUGUGCAGCUGCUGAUAGUUUCUGUCCCAGGUGUAUUUAACAUCUAGUAGCUGGCUUUGUGUACAACACAAUGUUGAGAAAAAUAUUCAUGAUCCAUGAUGCCAAGUGUGUACGGUGGGUUUUCAUAAAGUGUCCUGUGAACCAGCA